Messenger RNA from Rotaria sp. Silwood1, 777 nucleotides. NCBI's taxonomy places the organism in Eukaryota, Metazoa, Rotifera, Eurotatoria, Philodinida, Philodinidae. The record is from the annotation of a GenBank genome assembly.
AUGUGGAAAGAAAUCGAUUGGAGUAAUCAAUCAAGUUGGCCACUUUGGCUUCGUGCAGGACUCCAUAUGACCGGAAAUAAUUCAGUGCCUUAUCGUGUACACCUCUAUCAACGUAUUGAUCCACAAUCUAGGCCUCCCUAUAACUGGCCUUAUUGUCGAAAUGUUAAACAAGAAGCUGGUAUUUAUUUGCAGUUUAUUUAUGAUUACUACUACGAUUUACCAGAAAAAAUUCUAUUUAUUCAUGGAGAUCCGUUUACUCAUUCGCCUCAUCCAAUCGAAGCCGCCUUAUGCAUACGUGAUGAUGUUCAUUAUGCCAGUGUUAAUUCAUUCUGGAUACAAGAUCGACCUUGGAUCGUAUGGAGACGAGAUCCGAUUUCUCAAAUAUCGUUGCUGUAUCAUUGUGCAAGUCGGUUAUUAAAAUUACUAGGCUACGAUGCUGAACUUCAAUUGAAUCCUACAAAAAUUAAUCCGAAAGAUACUAAUCUCAUUUCAACAUAUUGCUGUGCUCAGUUUUACGUAACAAAGCAACGUAUUCAUCACUACACAUAUGAACAAUGGUCAAAAUUGUAUCAUGUUAGUCAAGAACCAUAUUGUACCGCAGAACACGUUCCUGAAAAAACUGGUAUACCUGAGGAGAAACGGUUUGGAGUAGCUUUUGAACAUCUUUGGCAUGUUAUACUUGGACUUCAUUCCACUAAUAUGCAACCAUCGAUAAACGGUACAAACACUGAUCGAUGUCAUCUAUUUCGUUUGUCAUGCGCUGGAUCACCAUGCUAA